Fragaria vesca subsp. vesca is the source of this 2629-nucleotide messenger RNA. RefSeq names its product two-component response regulator-like APRR2-like. The transcript is spliced from 13 exons. Gene Ontology annotation, biological process: phosphorelay signal transduction system; positive regulation of DNA-templated transcription. The coding region runs from base 195 to 1940 and encodes 581 amino acids. Gene Ontology annotation, cellular component: nucleus. Lineage: Eukaryota; Viridiplantae; Streptophyta; Magnoliopsida; Rosales; Rosaceae. The record is from RefSeq and is a predicted model, not a curated record. Gene Ontology annotation, molecular function: DNA-binding transcription factor activity; transcription cis-regulatory region binding.
AGUCGAGUUUCUGGUGCCCUUGUGCUUAUUCUGUGCAUGCAUGCGUUGGGCUUAAACUCUUGUCUUCUUAGUUCCCCUUUGAAGAGUUUCCCAGUUCUUUGCUUCUGACUGGUUACCGGAAUUCAUUGAAGGCUUAUGAGCUGUUAUCUGCUACAUUGCUCUAGGACGGCCUGAGAAACGAUGCCACAUCAGCUAUGGUUUGCACUGCCAGUGAUUUGGAAGGGUGGAAAGAUUUCCCAAAGGGCCUUAGAGUUCUUCUCCUUGAUGAAGACACCGGUUAUUCUGCUGAGAUAAGAUCAAAGCUUGAAGCCAUGGAUUAUAUUGUUACUACAUUCCGCAAUGAAACCGAAGCAUUGUCAGCGUUUUCUAACAACCCUGAAAGUUUCCAUGUUGCCAUCAUUGAGGUCAAUACAAGCAAAGGUGAUUGGGGUUUCAAAUUUCUUGACACUGCCAAGGACAUGCCGAUCAUAAUGACUUCAAACAUUCAUUGCUUGAACACCAUGAUGAAGUGUAUAGCGCUUGGUGCAGUUGAGUUUCUGCGGAAACCUCUCUGUGAAGAGAAACUUCGGAAUAUUUGGCAGCAUGUUGUUCAUAAGGCAUUCAAUGCAGGAGGGAAAGCCGUCUCUGAAUCAAUCAAGUCUAUUAAAGAAUCUGUACUACCCACGUUGCAGCCCAAAUUGGAAAAUGAACCACCGAAAUGCAAAAUCUCAGUAGUAACAGAAAACGCUGCAAGGGUUCCUGAACAUGACCAUGAACAAUCCACCGGAAAUGACAAGUACCCAGCUCCUUCGACGCCACAAAUUAAACAGGGAUCUCGAUUAUUGGAUGAUGGGGAUUGCCAAGAACAAACUAACUCAUCAGAGAAAGAGAGUGGGGAGCAUGAUGGUGAAUCUAAAUCUGUCGAAACUACAUGUGGCAAUGCUGAUGAUACUCUUCAAAUAAGUGAACCUCAAAUGCCUGAGAAGAUAGUGGUCAAACAGGAAAAUGACUCUGCUGAUGCUUCUAAGCUUGAAAAUAAUUUGUCUCAGCCUCAUAUUAGAGACUGUACCAAUGAUACUGGUUGUGCUACUGAAAAUCUGAGUAAAGCAUCAGGUCUCAAUCAUUCAUACAAAUCUAGUAGGAAGAAGAUGAAGGUAGACUGGACGCCAGAACUGCACAAGAAAUUUGUCCAUGCAGUGGAACAAUUGGGUGUAGAUCAAGCCAUUCCUUCUCGAAUACUUGAGCUUAUGAAAGCUGAAGGUUUGACAAGGCAUAAUGUAGCAAGCCAUCUCCAGAAGUAUCGCAUGCACAAGAGACACAUCUUGCCCAAGGAUGAAGACCGCAGACUGUUACAUCCUACAGAUCCAACUCAAAUGAGUUAUUAUUCUCAUAAGCCCAUCAUGGCUUUUCCCCCAUAUCAUUACAACAGUGCUGUAUCAAUGCCAGGGGUGUAUCCUAUGUGGGGCCAACCUGCCAGCCACCCAGCCAAUAUCCAGAUGUGGGGACAACCUAGCUAUCCUCCAUGGCAAGCGUCAGAAAAUUGGCAUUGGAAGCCUUCUUAUCAAGCGUUACAUGCUGACGCUUGGGGUUGCCCUGUAAUGCCUCAACCUCUGCAGGGUGGUUAUUCCUCUUAUCCUCAAACUGCAUCAGGGGUUCACAAUCCAAAUGUAGUAGACAAUGGCUGCAGCUUGCCACAUAACUCUUCAGAACUUCAUCCGAUUGCAUCAGUGGUGAUCAACGCAAAUGUAGCAGAUAAUGGCUGCAGUAUGGCACAUGAUUCUUCUGAACUUAAUCUGGCAGAGGAAAUCAUUGAUAAGGUUAUGAAGGAGGCAAUAAGUAAGCCAUGGCUACCCCUUCCUUUAGGCCUUAAGCUUCCUUCCACUGAAGGUGUACUAGCUGAACUCUCAAGGCAAGGCAUCUGCAACAUCCCUCCUCCGAUCGACGGCUCUAACUCCCGUUGACCUGAACUGGGUGCCCCUUAUGGUCCUGGUUCACAAGCUAGGCGGUCCACGGUGCAUUAUCAGGAGAACACAUCAAUCGCCACAUUACGUGAUCAGCUAAUGUGGUUAGAAGAAAUGCGAUGUCCUUAGGUUUUUAGAUUUAACAUGCGUUCAACACUUGAUUUCCUAUUGUGGUCUCAGAGCUACCUGAGGUUUGUGUGUUGCACCAUUCCAACACAAACAAGCAUGAGUCAAGUCAGGUGUGGACACACUGAAAUAAGUGACUUAGAUCCUAUCCCUCUUUAGCUAUGGUUGGCUGGAGCAUCUUUUUCCGACAUUAGACGGCUGAGGGCAGGCCACGUUGAUGAAAUGCUGCCCACAUGUAAAUUUCAAUUCCGAGUGUAAAUAGUUCCAAACACAAAUGGGGGCCUUCCCUUUCCCUUUUUAUCUGAUAUGAUCUGUUCUGUGAGGUCCUUCUUGGUGCUGUUGAGUAGGUCAUGCUGUGGUUGCUGUCUAAUAAUGGAAGAUGAUAGCAGUGUUGCUCUGCCCCAUGAGGCACUUGUGAAUUAUUUCAAAGAAAAGCUUUACAAGUGGAUGCUGACUUGGGGCUUAUCUUGUUUGUAACAUUAAGGAAGAUGGACCAGAGCUUGUUUUGUCAAGUGUUGGCUUCACACUGGAAACUUGGUUAUGUGUUUAGUAGCGUACUUCUC